CGUUGAGCGAGAUGAUAGCGAGAAACAAUGGCAAGCUGAUAUACCACACCAACGACCGCGAGGAGCCAAGGACGAGGGCGCUCUGCCUCCACCCCUCGCCAGCCGCUGUCAUCCGUCGGAGGCAACACGGCGCGCGCUGCUCCAUCUACGCGCCGCUCCGCAUCGACCUCGGCGCGCCCCCGGUCUCGUUCUUACUCGACGAAGAACGGAAAGGGUAGGGCGUCCGUCACCUCCGCGUU
This is a messenger RNA of Ectocarpus sp. CCAP 1310/34, 239 nucleotides long. NCBI's taxonomy places the organism in Eukaryota, Phaeophyceae, Ectocarpales, Ectocarpaceae. The record is from the annotation of a GenBank genome assembly.